This is a messenger RNA of Labeo rohita (rohu), 1833 nucleotides long. RefSeq names its product cytochrome P450 26A1 (gene cyp26a1). Bases 75 to 1553 code for a protein of 492 amino acids. The record is from RefSeq and is a predicted model, not a curated record. The transcript is spliced from 7 exons. Gene Ontology annotation, molecular function: iron ion binding; heme binding; monooxygenase activity. Lineage: Eukaryota; Metazoa; Chordata; Actinopteri; Cypriniformes; Cyprinidae. Gene Ontology annotation, biological process: sterol metabolic process.
AGGACGCUCUCAGUCUGCGCGUAAAGACGCGUCUCCUCUCCAGAAGCUCUUUUGCGAUUUUUGCGCGCUUUACCAUGGGGCUGUACACGCUCAUAGUCACCUUUCUCUGCACCAUCGUGCUCCCCGUUUUGCUCUUUCUCGCCGCGGUUAAGUUGUGGGAGAUGUUACUGAUUCGCCGGGUCGAUCCGAACUGUGGAAUCCCGCUGCCGCCAGGUACCAUGGGUUUACCCUUCAUUGGAGAAACGCUCCAGCUUAUCCUCCAGAGAAGGAAGUUCCUUCGGAUGAAGCGCCAGAAAUACGGAUGCAUCUACAAAACGCACCUCUUUGGGAACCCGACUGUCAGGGUGAUGGGAGCUGAUAACGUGAGGCAGAUUCUGUUGGGCGAACACAAGCUGGUUGCUGUUCAGUGGCCAGCAUCAGUGAGAACUAUCCUGGGCUCUGACACGCUCUCAAAUGUUCAUGGCACUCAACACAAAAACAAGAAAAAGGCUAUUAUGAGAGCAUUCUCAAGAGAUGCUCUUGAGCACUACAUCCCAGUCAUCCAGGAGGAGGUGAAGAGUGCCAUACAAGACUGGCUGCAAAGAGAUACAUGUGUGCUGGUUUACCCUGAAAUGAAACGACUCAUGUUUCGCAUAGCCAUGAGAAUCCUGCUUGGUUUCGAGCCUGAGCAAAUCAAGACAGAUGAACAGGAACUGGUGGAAGCUUUUGAGGAAAUGAUCAAGAACUUGUUCUCCCUGCCUAUUGAUGUUCCAUUCAGCGGCUUGUACAGGGGUCUGAGAGCACGCAAUUUCAUCCACUCCAAAAUCGAGGAGAACAUCAGGAAGAAAAUUCAAGAUGAUGACAAUGAAAACGAGCAAAAACACAAAGACGCUCUUCAGCUGUUGAUUGAGAACAGCAGGAGAAGUGACGAGCCCUUUAGUUUGCAGGCAAUGAAAGAAGCAGCUACUGAGCUUCUGUUUGGAGGUCACGAGACCACCGCCAGCACUGCAACCUCACUGGUGAUGUUCUUGGGUCUGAAUUCAGAAGUGGUGCAGAAAGUCAGAGAAGAGGUUCAGGAGAAGGUUGAAAUGGGCCUCUAUUCACCUGGGAAGACUUUAAGUAUGGAGCUGUUGGAACAACUAAAGUACACUGGAUGUGUGAUCAAAGAAACUCUCAGAAUCAACCCUCCUGUACCUGGAGGCUUCAGAGUGGCUCUCAAAACCUUUGAACUGAAUGGUUACCAGAUACCCAAAGGAUGGAAUGUCAUUUACAGCAUUUGUGACACACAUGAUGUUGCUGAGGUGUUUCCUAACAAAGAUGAGUUCCAACCAGAGAGGUUCAUGAGCAAAGGCUUGGAGGACGGCUCCAGGUUUAACUACAUCCCCUUCGGAGGAGGUUCCAGGAUGUGUGUGGGCAAAGAGUUUGCCAAAGUGCUACUCAAAAUCUUUUUAGUUGAGCUAACACAGCAGUGCAGCUGGAUUCUUUCAAACGGACCCCCAACAAUGAAAACGGGCCCAACCGUUUACCCAGUGGACAAUCUCCCCACCAAGUUCAGUAGUUAUGUCAGAAAUUAGUCCUGAACUAACAUGAGCUUUGUACAUAUGUUUUGUAGAUGAGCUGUGAUGUAUUGGAUAUUUUAUAUUUUGUUUAUAUAAAAGAUGUGUAUAUAAGUAUAUACAAGAAAGCAAAAACGAGGGCACUACUUUGUCAUGGAUCACUGUAAUUCUACAAAGUGUCUGUGAUGUAUAUUUAUAAUGUAGUUGUGUUAUAUAUAGCUUUUGUACUGUAUGCAACUUAUUUAACUUGCUCUUUAUCGUAUGGGUUUUAUUUAAUAAAACAACUUUUAAAUUUCAA